UAUUAAAUCUCAUCUUGUCUUUUAAAACAGAAGAGUUGUCACUCUGCUCAAGCACAGUUUUUCGGUCUGGUGUAAAGAAUGGCAUGCAAACAAGAAGGUAAACUGCUCUCAUCUCGUCGCAGGACUCAUGAGACCUCGGAGGUCCAGAGCACUCGAGUGUUGCUGCAGGUCAGCUCACUAUGCAGCACCGCUUCACACAGGAUUCUCAAGGAAGAGAUGAACGAGCAGAAUAGAUCACUUCAGGAGCAGCUCAUGGACAAAGAUCAGCACAUCACUAAGCUGCAGGAUGCACUUCAGUGCGAGAGGGAGAAGAACUCUAAGUUGCUCUCCCGCUGUAACCAGCAGGCGGUUGAGUUAAAGCGGCGAGAGCAGCUCGUCAACAGGAUGAGGGAGAAGCUCUCGCAGUUCACAGACAGACACCGAGACCGGGGAGUUUCUAUGGAGAUCAUGAACGCUCUUCCUAAACCAUCAGCUCAGAGGGAGUCGGCACCCCGGAGUGCACGAAAUGAUGGGAGAAAAGAGGAGGCGCUGCAGUUAAUGCUGGAGAGGAGGGAAGCUGAGCUCCGGGAGGCCAUGAAGCUGCGACACAGCCUCACCACGCUACUGCACACGCUCAGAACCGACAUGCAGCAGACGCUAAAGGAGAUCCUGGACCCCGAGGUGGAGAAGACGGACACGAGCAGGCUGGUCCAAUCAGAGCAGUCGCUUGGUGAUCAUGUGACGGGGGGCGUGUUCCUGGAGUGGACGCACGUGCAGAAGAAGCUGAGGGAGCUGCAGUCGCAAAGCCCAGCUGCAGUAGGAACAGACCAGGAGAAACUCCUGGCUCAGCUUGAAGAAGAGCUGGAGCAGAGCAGAGAGCUGGUCCGAGUACAGCAGCAGCUACUGCAGGACAGUGUAUCCGCUCCUCUCCCAGACCCUCUGAUCGACUCCUACUACCUGGAGGAGUGGGAGCGGCUUCAGGACAAGUGGACCGAGUUCAACAGGCAGUGCCGAAGCUUCCAGCAGGAGAGGCAGGCCUUCACCGACGCCGCGAUCCGACUGGGCCGAGAGAGAUGCGAGUUUGAGCAGCAGAAGGCGUCUCUGUUGAAGCAGCAGUUCCUCAGCACAUCUCCAGUUAUAAAGACUUCACGCUCCAACAGGAGAGAGAGCACAGCGCUCAGUGACAUACAGGUAGGAACGAUGGCUCCAGAUCGUCUCUCUCUCUCGCCCUGUGUCACUCCAUCCCCUGAGGGGUCAGAGGUCGCGCCUUGGUCAGGUCAGAACACGGUUAUGACCCCCAACACCCCUGAGCUCUACUGUGUACUACAACUGCCAGUUUAUUGCCGGGAAAGUGCGAGUCCACCAGCUGAGACUUGGGUGAAGGAGACACGGAGAGGUGACUUCAGUCUGGACAAGCAAAACGUAGACAACUGGACCUUUUAAGUGUGUGUGUGUGUGAAAAUUAUGGUGCAUUCUGACUAAAUAAAGUCAUUGAAAGUCA
Molecule: messenger RNA, 1480 nt
Organism: Clarias gariepinus (North African catfish)
Lineage: Eukaryota; Metazoa; Chordata; Actinopteri; Siluriformes; Clariidae
Product: afadin- and alpha-actinin-binding protein B
Exons: 13
Coding region: 79-1422 (447 amino acids)
Source: RefSeq, a predicted model, not a curated record